Messenger RNA from Hibiscus syriacus, 921 nucleotides. RefSeq lists its product as uncharacterized. The transcript has a single exon. NCBI's taxonomy places the organism in Eukaryota, Viridiplantae, Streptophyta, Magnoliopsida, Malvales, Malvaceae. The coding region runs from base 1 to 921 and encodes 306 amino acids. The record is from RefSeq and is a predicted model, not a curated record.
AUGUCUGAAAAGAUCUUAAUGGCUGCUUCCAUGGCUGCUCUGGUCUGUCAUCCCAGUUCCUCCAUUAAAUGCUUUAAACCCAAAUCAAAACCAUCUUCCUCACAUAGAGAAAAUACAUCAAAAUCCAACACCAAAAAGGAUGUUUGGACCUGUUCUUCAUUUCCCAGAACCUCUGUUUUUUCAUCUUGUUCCAACAUGAACACAACAUUAACACACCCCAAUCGUGUCCCUUCAACGAGCAGCACAGAUUCGUGUCUGGUUUCGAACCUCUGCGAAAAGGACCCGGCUUUUCGAGUCGUGGAAGCCAUGUUCGAGUCCGGUUGGGACGAUAAAGCCGGGCCCAAAAUCGAGAAAAUAUUGAAGAUCAAUCAUAACAUCGGUGUUCUGAAGAGGUUUGAAGAGUAUAAGGAGAUUGUUAAAUCCAAGUCUGCAAAUGUUUCUCGGAGAUUGGCUGUUGAUGGCAAUGAGCUGUUAAGGUUCCAUGGUGCCAUUGUUACUUGUUCCUUAGGUAACAAUGAGUUGUCAAGGAUUUGUAGCAAGGAAAGUUGCGGGGUUUGCAGAAUGGUCCGGCUGGUCGGCUCGGCGGGCGAAGAAUCGGUGGCGUUAAGCAACGAUAGCCGACGAGCGCAUCGGAGAGUUAUGAAGGAAUGCCGUGUUAAUAAUAAGAUUUGUGCUAGGAAAGCUGUUGUUGUUUGCCGAGUAAUUGCCGGAAGGGUUGCUCGGUGUCACCAACGAGGGCUCGGACUUGUUGAAGAACGAGAAGGCGGGUUCGAUUCGGUGGCGAGUUUGCCUAAAGAUUCAUCGGAAGGCUCCGAAGAGCUUAUUGCUUUGAAUGCAAGAGCUGUGCUCCCAUGCUUUGUGAUUUUAUGUAGUGCCACACACUCCAAAUAUUAUAGAAUGUCAAAAUCCAGCAUUUCUUAG